Penicillium arizonense is the source of this 420-nucleotide messenger RNA. RefSeq lists its product as uncharacterized. The transcript has a single exon. Lineage: Eukaryota; Fungi; Ascomycota; Eurotiomycetes; Eurotiales; Aspergillaceae. The record is from RefSeq and is a predicted model, not a curated record. Bases 1 to 420 code for a protein of 139 amino acids. Gene Ontology annotation, biological process: polyketide metabolic process.
AUGCCUUCCACCAAAGCGGCCAUGCCUGCCGCGGGUCUCAGAGCUCACUAUCUGAACUACCUCGAGGAGCUCAACUCGCACGCGGACCGAACAGACUGGCGACCCAAUCUUGCGACUUUUAUGGCGGAUAAAGUGAUUUACAACGAGAAAGUCAUGACUCGCCACGAGAUUGAGACUUUGGUUGCCGACGCAGUCCAAAAGCUCCCCGGAUUGGGCUUCGACGCCGUCACCAUGGUGAUCGACGAGGAAUCCUCCCAAGUUGCUUGUCGACUUGAGUUUAUCUCGACCCCCAAUGUGGAUUUUAUGGGUGUCCCUGCAGGACAGCGGUUCAAGUUCUACGAAUAUGUUUUCUAUGACUUCAUGGAUGGCUUGGUUGUCAAAGUGCAUCGGGUGUUUUCUGCUUUUGAGCUGCUCGUUUAG